AUGGCCGUCGCCCUGCUGGUCGCCGUGCCCCUGCUGCUGCUGCAGGCGCCCGCCGAGAGCGGGGCCCACUACGAGAUGAUGGGCACCUGCCGCAUGAUCUGCGACCCGUACAGCGGCGGGCGGCCGCCCGGUCCCGGCAGCACCGCCGCCGUGGAGGCCCUGCAGGACCUGGGCGCCAAUCCCCCGCCACCCUUCGUCCAGGGACCCAAGGGGGAGCCGGGCCGGCCGGGCAAGCCGGGCCCCCGCGGCCCCCCCGGGGAGCCGGGCCCGCCGGGGCCGCGGGGCCCGCCGGGCGAGCGGGGCGACGCGGGGAAGCCGGGGCUGCCCGGACUGGCGCUGGCGGGCGCGGGCGGCGGCGGGAGCGGCGGCGGGGCGGCGGCGGCGGGCGGCGAGGCGGCGGGCGGGCUGAGCGCCGCCUUCAGCGGGCCGCGCAUCGCCUUCUAUGUGGGGCUGAAGAGCCCUCACGAAGGCUACGAGGUCCUCAAGUUCGACGACGUGGUGACCAACCUGGGAAACCACUACGACCCGACCAGCGGCAAGUUCACCUGCCAGGUGCGCGGCAUCUACUUCUUCACGUACCACAUCCUCAUGCGCGGCGGCGACGGCACCAGCAUGUGGGCCGACCUCUGCAAGAACGGACAGGUGCGGGCCAGUGCCAUUGCCCAGGAUGCGGACCAGAACUACGACUACGCCAGCAACAGCGUGGUGCUGCACCUGGACUCCGGCGACGAGGUGUACGUCAAGCUGGAUGGAGGCAAAGCGCAUGGGGGCAACAACAACAAGUACAGCACUUUCUCUGGCUUUCUUUUAUACCCCGAUUAA
This is a messenger RNA of Colius striatus (speckled mousebird), 822 nucleotides long. RefSeq names its product complement C1q like 2 (gene C1QL2). The transcript is spliced from 2 exons. Bases 1 to 822 code for a protein of 273 amino acids. Gene Ontology annotation, molecular function: protein binding. Lineage: Eukaryota; Metazoa; Chordata; Aves; Coliiformes; Coliidae. The record is from RefSeq and is a predicted model, not a curated record.